Messenger RNA from Ctenopharyngodon idella (grass carp), 8069 nucleotides. It is a transcript of the gene wdr81, whose product is annotated as WD repeat domain 81. Gene Ontology annotation, molecular function: phosphatidylinositol 3-kinase regulator activity; protein binding. Gene Ontology annotation, cellular component: mitochondrion. The transcript has 12 exons. The record is from RefSeq and is a predicted model, not a curated record. Lineage: Eukaryota; Metazoa; Chordata; Actinopteri; Cypriniformes; Xenocyprididae. The coding region runs from base 297 to 6473 and encodes 2058 amino acids. Gene Ontology annotation, biological process: aggrephagy.
CGGGUUGAGAAUCACACGGUCUGGGAGCGCACGCACAGAGAUGAGAGUCACGUGAGGCUCUGAACUCAACACUAUGGCUUCUGAGGACAACAAAAUAUUCUCGACUUCUUAGGAAAUUAUUGUGCGGUUAUGGUGGUUCUUAAAGUACUGGAAAUACAAUUUAUACAUCACGCAAACAUGGGACUUGGCAUCGUAACGGCAGCUGUUCCAGAGCUCAGUUGCUGACAAGCAGCAAACAGUGCAGAGCUUCUUACAGGGGCGUACAAAGGCCACAGUCUGGUUAACUGAAAGAGAUAAUGGAGUGGUUAGCGCCAGCCUUGGAAAGGGACCUGGGUAUUGAUCAGCGGCAGACUAGACCCAGUCAGCGACCCAAUGAACUGGUGGUCCUGGUCCCAACUCGCUGGGUAAUGGCCCUGAGAAACAGGAGAGUUACUCGAUGUGCAAGAUAUGAGUGCUUUAGUGAGGGGGAAAUAUGCACUCUUCUCCAGCGCUCUCAGAUGAAAUUGCCAUCUGGUUGGACACGUGUUUGUAUCCAAGGCCUUAGAAAGCGCAAACUGGGAUACCGAUUAGCCAGGGAGCCAGGCUGCCAUGGGGAGGGACUCUCUCGGGACUCUUUCAUGACUCUGAUGCAGGGAGUAUCCCAGUCUAAUUUAAGAAAUCUGUGGCGUGAAGCUUACAUGAACCAUGUGCAACCAUAUGCAGAUUUGAUUGAGCAGACACCUGUUUUGGCCAUAGAUGCUGUUCGGCAAGCCUUGCAGAAACUGUUUUGCUCCAGCUUUAUCUCUACCGAUCGAGUGUCACCGUCCCUCUCUCCAGCCAAAGAGAAGGAGAAAGACUGCCCAUUCCCAUCCGGCAGCUCAGCCCCCAAACAAAGUACUGACAGUUUGUGUCCAAAUGUGCUUCCUGUAGAAUGCUUGUUGGAGUCAGAGGAGGUUCUUUACAUGGUUUUCCCAUACACACAGUACACUGUUCAUGACAUUGUCACAUACAGUCCAGCUAAGCUGGCUAAUAGCCACGCUAAGAUAUUGUUCAUUUUGUACCAACUACUCAUAGCAAUGCGCGAAUGUCAUGCCUCAGGGCUAUUGUGUGGCGAACUCUCCUUACUUGACAUUGCAAUUGAUGAGCAGCUCUGCAGUCGCCUAAAGGUCUCACUGGCGCAUUAUGAAAAGUUUGGAGAAUACAGGGAUGAUGUGUCGUAUGCAUUAGAAGGUAGAGUGCCAACAAGUGUUACAGCAAAAGACAAUCAGAGUCAUAACAGUGGUGUGAGUGAACAGCUUUGUCAAAAUUGUCUGGAUGAGCUCAAAUCCCUGGUCCUAGACUGGGUCAACGGUCGAGUCAGCAACUUCCAAUAUCUGAUGGAAUUAAAUCGACUGGCUGGGAGGCGUGAGGGAGACCCAAACUAUCACCCGGUUUUACCUUGGGUGGUCGAUUUCACUGUGCCAUAUGGAAGAUUUCGUGAUCUCAAGAGGUCGAAAUUUCGUCUGAAUAAGGGUGAUAAACAACUGGACUUCACGUACGAAAUGACCAAAGAAGCACUAGCAGCAGCUAAUGGAAGUGGUGGAAGCAAUUUUGCCUCAGAUAUUGGUGGACCAGUAGUACCUGGUGGCUCAGGACAGUCGGAUCACCUCCACGUUCCCCAUCAUAUCUCAGAUGUUCUGUCAGACAUCACUUAUUAUGUCUACAAAGCUAGACAGACGCCCAAAUCUGUACUGUGUAGCCAUGUUCGUUCCCAGUGGGAGCCCAAUGAAUAUCCAGCUAGUAUGGAACGUAUUCAGAGUUGGACCCCAGAUGAAUGCAUUCCAGAAUUUUACACUGAUCCUUCUAUAUUCCACUCCAUUCACCCAGACAUGCCAGACCUUGAUGUACCUCCAUGGUGUAACUCCUAUGAAGAGUUUAUUUCUGUGCAUAGACAACUGCUAGAGAGUCGAGAAGUGUCUCAACAGUUGCAUCACUGGAUUGACCUAACGUUUGGCUAUAAGCUAUCAGGUAAAGAAGCAGUCAAAGCUAAGAACGUGUGCUUGCACUUGGUGGAUAACCACACCCAUCUCACCAGCUACGGAGUUGUGCAACUGUUUGAACACCCUCACCCACCUCGUCUUGCACCUUACCAGUAUUCACCUCCAGAACCUCCUCAUUUUGGUCCUGUGAACGUAACAACAUGGCAGAUUCCACCACUUGAAACCAUGCUGGAUGGUGUGGAUGGAUUGGUCCCAGAGGCAACAGGAUGUGAAUCCAGUGGCUGGUCAGUGGUAGGCAGAGACGAGGAGCUUGAGCAAGCAAUGGAAGCUCUUGACUUAAGUGGCUCAUCAUCAUCUACUUCUGUUCCAAUCCCUAUGGUUGGUUCUAGUGGAAAGUCCAGUGGGGAGAGUGUUUCUUUGGCUGUGUCUCCUUCUCAUGGUUCUCUCCCUGGUGAAACACCUGGAAAUGUCACGAAUACCCUAGGAUCAGGUAUUAGAACAUCCAUGCUUCACAGAGCAGCGUCAAUUAGUAAAAAGCCAGAAGCUUCUAAUUUUGAGAAUUUCAAGAUAAGCCUGCCAGAGGGAUUCAAACCUCUGCAACCUUUGGAAGAGUUAGAAAAGCUCAACAUCUUCUUGGUGAAAGGUCUACACUCCCAAGCCCAUCAUACAACAGGACUUGACAUGAACCAGAAAGACUUAAGACCUGUAAUGAAAGUUCCUCUGUCAUUCACAGAUCUUUUCCAGAGAGAUAUGCAAGCCUUGGGUGUUCUCAUCGCUGAGAUCUUUUAUUCCUCCAAACUGCGAGGACUGAGUCCAGGAACACAUCUGAGUGAUCGGUUUCAAGCAGUAUUAAAGCUGUGCUUUACAAACCUUCGAGAUGUUCCACUACCACUCCAUCAUGCACUGGAGACUCUUCUGCAGGUCCACAAACAUUGUUCCAAGACAGAAAUAUUUACAAUACACCCACAAGGACUACCGUUUCUGUUCAAAUAUGACCCUAUUUAUGAGGGUCUUCCACCACCAAACCCUUGGCAACUGCUUAGCCCUGUCUUGUCCCCUCUACCCUUUCCAGCAUAUUUCCCAACACUGCAUAGAUUUAUAUUCUCCUACCACUCCAAGAUGGAGUCCAUUAACAGUAUCCAGGGCCGCGACAUUGUGUUCAACUUAUGGCAACAGUUGGAGACACUUCUAAAGGGUGACAUAACUGCAGAGGGCCUUGAGAUUCUUCUACCCUUUGUGCUUUCUUUGAUGUCCGAGGAGUCCACCGCUGUUUAUGCGGCCUGGUACUUAUUUGAGCCUGUGUCCAGGGUUCUUGGGCCUCGCAAUGCCUCCAAGUACCUACUAAAGCCUCUGAUAGGGGUGUACGAGAAUCCCCGAUGCCUUCGAGGCCGCUUCUACCUCUACACGGAUUGCUUUGUACUGCAGCUUAUCGUAAGGCUUGGUUUGCAGGCCUUUCUUUCCAGCCUUCUUCCACAUUUUCUGCAGGUCAUCACUGGCUUUGAAAGCUGCAAUACAGCAGGAGGGACUGAAUGGGAGGGCUUGAAGGUUUUAAGGGGAGCUGCUGGUUCCUUAGAUGAGGAAGAGGAGGACUAUGAGUGUGAGGACGGGAGGUCGUCUACUGCCACAUCUUCUGGCAAAGUAGGAGGAGGCAGUGGAGGUGCUAGUGGAGGCGUUGGUGUUGUUGGAGACCAAGGACUUGUGGAUUACUCAUCAGGCAUCAGCCUUAAUGACCAGGUUUUUCUGACUGAAGGUGAGGACUUUCAGAAUGGCUUUUAUGUGAAUAAUAAUGCAUCUGGAGCUGCCAAACAGCAGAACCAAUGCUCAGCAAAUAAAGACCAAGACCAGGAAUCUCUCAGUGUGGGGAAACUGAGCGACAAGAGCAGCGCUAGUGAGGUGUCCAUUGGAGACCGGGCAAGUUUAAAAUCUGCUGACAGCUGUCAGGACCUGAAGCAAACUAGUGAUGGUGAGGAUGGUGGAGAGCUUGAGGAUGAGGAGGAGACAGUAGAAGACAGAGAGAGUACAGUGCAAAGGGUGCCCAGUCUAGAGAUGACUCUUUCAGUCUGCACAGAGGAGUCUGAGGCAACCGUGGCCACACUUGAGGGAGACAUCAUGAAUGGAAUUGCGCAAGAAGAUGCAGAGAAAAACAUGGAGGAAGAAGAGACUGAACAUGACACUUUAGAGGACUCUGAGGAAAAAGAACACAAGAUAUUAUUAGACACUGUUUGCAAAACUGUCAGAUGGCUGUCUGCAAAACUGGGGCCGACAUUGACAUCUCGAUUCAUCGCUAGGAACCUGCUGCGAUUACUUACUUCAUGUUACAUAGGUCUUGACAAACACCAGUUCAUGCUCUCUGCGAAUGAGGAAAAUAGCCUUGAAAGCAUAGGAAGUGUAUAUGAAAAGAAACCAGUUGUUGGUGACCAGACUGCACGACCAGUUCUCGAGUGUCUUAUUUACAUAGCGCAUCUCUACGGAGAACCAGUGUUGACUUACCAAUAUCUACCUUACAUUGGUUACUUGGUCUCUCCACCUUCUUCUUGCCGUUUGAACACUCGAAAGGAGGCUGGGCUUUUGGGUGCUGCAGUACUCACUCAGAAGAUUAUAGUGUUCCUGUCAGACACCACUCUAAUGGACAUGCUGAUGAAGAUUAACCAGGAGGUUCUGCUGCCUCUGCUGGAUUUAUUAACAUCAACUAAGAUGGGCUUUCCUAGUGGAGUGCAGACUCGUUCCGCAUUGUGUCUGAAGACCCUGAGCCUCAUGGCACUGAUCUGCCUGCGUAUUGGCCGAGAGAUGGUACAGCAGAACAUGGCAGAAACCCUCCGUAGGUUCUUCCAAGUUUUCUCCUUCCUGAACUGUCUGCAAAAUCAGAUGGGAAGUGCCCCACGGAGGGAGGUUGGAGACUGCACAUACCUAGACGUGUGCAUUCCAGACGGAACAGAGGUUACUUGUGAGCUUGGGGUUUUGGAGGAACUUCAGGCUGUGUUUAAUCCUGAAAUGGCAUAUGCAUCUUACAUUCCUUUCUACUGUCUCGUUGGUGAUGCAGCAAUUCGCAAACUGGUUCUCAAUCACGAGCUAGUUUGGAGUCUUGCCCAAUCAUAUCAUGAACGAGCAAGUCCAGGUAGCCCAGAAGCCAACCCAGUUGGAGGACAGAGAACAUCUGCUACGGGCCUCUCUCCUAGUAUGGGCCGCCAUAUGGGUCGUAGUCCCUUCCCUGCUCCCUCAUCCACUUCCACACCACUAGGUGGAGACAUCCUGCCUGAGUCAGGAACCUUUGGCAGUCAUCUGGUGGGAAACCGUAUCCAGGUACCCCGGGACACUGAAGCCUGUGGGAGUCCAAACUUGUCCUCUUUGGAAACAUGGACGAGGCCUUAUGGUAGCAAUGCUCCUCAGACGAGUCUAGCCACCACUACACUUUCCUCAGCUGGACCUUCUUUCUCUCACUCCUCAUACUCUUGGGUCCUGGGAUCCACUCCGGAGGACAGCGCACUGAAACAGGACCUCCCACGCAGCAGCCGCUCCCUGCAGGGUAACUGGCUUGCAUACUGGCAGUAUGAGAUUGGCCUUAACCAGCAGGACUUGCAUUUCCACUUCCACCAGAUCCGUCUUCAGAGCUUCUUGGGCCACUCGGGCACUGCAAAAUGUCUGGCACCACUAGCAGGGGAGGACUAUUUCCUGUCUGGGAGUAAAGACAAAACUGUAAGGCUGUGGCCGCUUUAUAACCACGGUGAUGGCACACGAGAGGUUGAACCCCGACUCACAUACGCAGAGCACCGCAAAUCUGUGUUUUAUGUUGGCCAGCUAGAGGCCUUACAGGAAGUGGUGAGCUGUGAUGGAACUGUGCAUCUGUGGGAUCAAUUCACAGGUAAGAAUUUACGCUGUAAUGAACCUCUGGACGGGAAGAACCCUAUCACAGCCGUCACCACAAUGCCUGCUCCUCACUGCAGCAUAGUGUUUGCUAGCGCUGACUCUGUGCUGCGUUUUAUAGACCCGCGCAAACCUGGCUUGCAGCAUGAGUUCCGUCUAGCCUACAGUAACAUGAACGCUGGGCUGAUCCGCUGCUUGGCUGUCAGUCCGGGGGGCCGCACUGUGGCGGCAGGUUUCUCCACUGGAUUCAUAGUGCUGCUGGAUGCAAGAACGGGUCUGGUGCUAAGAGGCUGGCCUGGUCACGAGGGAGAUAUACUGCAAAUGAAAGCAACAGAGGGAAAUUUGCUCAUUAGUUCUUCAUCUGACCACACAUUGACCGUUUGGAAAGAUGUGGAGCACAAGCCACUCCACCAGUACAGGACUCCAUCCGACCCCAUCCAUGCAUUUGAUCUCUACGGUGCUGAGAUUGUGGCAGGAACUGUUGCCAACAAGAUCGGGGUGUACUCCAUUCUGGACAGCACAGCCAACCUGGUGGGAUCCACCAAGCUCAGCUCAGAGAACUUUCGUGGGACUCUCACAAGUCUGUCUGUGCUGCCCACCAAGAGACUUCUGCUGCUCGGCUCUGACAACGGUGCCAUCAGGCUGCUGGCUUAAACGAACAAGUGUUGUGUUGCUUUUUCAGAAUAUAAUAUAUUCCUUGUGCCACUUUUGGCUCCUUCCCCAGAAUGAAACAAUCUUGCCAACCAUGCACAAAGAAACCUGUUUCAGUUGUAGAAGGAGCAAGCCUGAUAUUUCCAUAUUAACCUCGCUGAAAAAGAACUUGCGACCUCGCUCUUUAGUUAGUAACCAAAACUGAAUAUUGCCUCCGAUUCAUACAAUCAAAAGAAUGGUCUUUUUUUUAUGAUUUUUAGGGUUCAUGUGAUAUAACUGCACUAGCUGCUUUGUAUGUAAGAAUCGACUCAAAAAAGUCAAAUGAAUGGACUCUUAUAUGCAUGCAUGAGAUGAGCUGCUCAGGAAAGUUCAAGUGUGGUUCUAGUGUAGCAUUUACACUUUCCAUUAGACGAGUGAAAUCACCAAAAACAACACUGUGAGAAUCACAGGUUAGACUAUGUUGAUCAUAUCAUAUGAUUCGAUUCACCAGACUUGCUCAGCAACUAUGCAGUAUUCAUGGUAGACGUUUAUAGUGCACCAUGUUUGGCACUUUUUUCUAUACUACGCAGUACGUUUCUACAUCCACGUCAAUGGAGCAUAAUGAACAAGACAAUGUGACCUUGGUCAAGUCCAAGAUGAGUCUUCAUUCUGUUAUUGUACACUGACUAAGAGUGUAAACACCUAAUAUGCAAUGGGGUGGUCCUGAAUCCUGAAUUUGGACCCUCUUGACAUUUAAAAUGUAUCUAACGACUAUUUAGAUCAAUUUGAUGCUUUAUUAACCUUGAUGAUGUAUUAAUUCAUUUGUUUGUCACAUCAAACCCAGGUCAAGUGACAUGUUACAUUUUACACACAACAUACUGUAUGUAUGUUUGUAUAUACAUACACAUUUAUAUAUUAAUGAUAUACGAGAUAUAUAUCUUUGUUGAGCCUAAUGCUUAUGAUCUUAAAGAAUACUUUUUUGCAACAUCCUUGAAUAGAUAUGAACUAAAAUCUAACCUAUUUAAUUUAUUACUGGAAUGCUUUAUGUAAAACAUUAUCGUCUCUAGACAUUCCGUAUAUACAACGUUAGAAUAUUUAGUGAGAAUUUAUUCAGAUUUCUAAAACAUGCGUCACUGGCUCUCUAAUUCACCACAAUAUAUUUUCUGAAACCCACUAGCUGUCAGGUUUGGAGAAUUGGCUUGUGAAUUAUGAGUUCUGAUAUGAGUUCAGGUCUUUAUUAUAACUGAUUAGUGUUCUAGUUUUCAUUUUGAAAAGCACAUUAUUUUAUGUUACUAAGUAGAGGUUUUCAUUGAAUCCUGUAUGGUCAGACAAUUUGGAAAAGUGGAUAUUGCUUCAUAUCUGACUCCUCAUAAGUAUUUAAAAAUGCAGUUGGUUAUUAUUUCACUAUUAUUCAUGCUAAAUAUAAUAUCCAUUUGAGAUUUGGCAAACAUCUGUCUGAUAUAACACAAGCAGCACACUGUCUAAAACCACACUGGCCAUUGCUCUUUUGUAUUUCAUUGUGAGUAUUUUUCUUCUUUAUUUUUAAAAUGUGACCUUUUUCUAUAUACUCACUAAAAUGAACCUUUUCAAUGAUUUAAAGUAAAAGAAAUAGAUAAUAAA